This is a messenger RNA of Cyprinodon variegatus (sheepshead minnow), 5212 nucleotides long. RefSeq names its product lysosome membrane protein 2-like (gene scarb2a). NCBI's taxonomy places the organism in Eukaryota, Metazoa, Chordata, Actinopteri, Cyprinodontiformes, Cyprinodontidae. Bases 311 to 1903 code for a protein of 530 amino acids. Gene Ontology annotation, biological process: receptor-mediated endocytosis; protein targeting to lysosome. Gene Ontology annotation, cellular component: membrane; lysosome; cytoplasm. The record is from RefSeq and is a predicted model, not a curated record. Gene Ontology annotation, molecular function: scavenger receptor activity. The transcript is spliced from 13 exons.
ACACCGUCUCAUUUCACCUCCGUCUCCGAGCAGCUUGGUCCUCCUUUGCUUUCGGGGGGGGUUUAAAUUGUGUUACGUUUAAUUUCCCUUCUGUGUUGAAGAAGUGCCAUCAAUUUAAAACCCUCACCGGGAGGAUCGCCUCUCGCCGCUGGGAAGAGUGAAGUUUCAACCCGCAGCUGCUGCUCUGGAGACGGGGGGACCCGAGCCUUCACGGUCCUACAACUCCUCACCUCCUUUUCUUUAAUCACACAUAUAUAGAGAUAGAUCUAUUUUUGUGGAAGUUAUUGCCUUCUUCAGUGAAGUUUUCAUCAUGACUCGGAGAUCAUGUGUCAUUUACGCCACCGGCAUCGUCUGCGCUCACCUCCUGAUCGUGGGGAUCGCCCUGGUCGUGGCUCAGGUCUUCCAAACGAUGAUCCACAGUCGGCUAAAAAAGGAAAUUACGUUGACAGAGAAGAGCCAAGUGUUUGAGUCAUGGAAGAACCCACCCCCGCCUGUUUACAUGGAGUAUUACUUCUUCAACGUGACCAAUCCUGAGGAGUUUCUGGCAGGAGGGAAGGCGUCUGUCAAACAGAUCGGCCCUUAUACUUACAGGGAAUACAGGCCACGGGAAAACGUCACUUUCCUGGAGAACGGCACCAAGGUUUACGCUCUGAAUCCCAAAUCUUUUGUCUUUGUCCCUGAGAAGUCGGCUGGUAACCCUGAGGUGGACAUCAUCAGGACGAUCAACAUCCCAUUUGUGGCGGUGAUGAACGAGUUGAACUCCUACAGCUUUUUUCUGCGUACCAUGGUGUCCAUGUAUGUGAGCAGCCUGGGAGUCGACCUCUUCAUGACUCGCACUGUCCACGAGGUUCUCUGGGGCUUCAAGGACCCUCUCAUGUCAAAGAUCCAUAAAAUAAAGCCAGAAGUGGACGAAUACUUUGGGCUGAUGUGGAAGAAAAACGGCACUCACGAAGGAGAGUUUGUGUUCCACACCGGGGAGCAGAACUACUUGGAUUAUGGCAAGAUCGACACCUGGAAUGGCCUGAGGGAAAUGUCCUGGUGGUCAUCCAAUCAGAGCAACAUGAUCAACGGCACCGACGGCGCAGUCUUCCACCCACUGAUCGACAGGAACGAGCUGCUGUACAUCUUCGCCGCUGAUCUCUGCCGGUCUAUUCAUCUGGCCUACGUGGAGGACGUGGAGGUUAAAGGAAUCCAGGCUUACCGCUUCGCUCCCCCCAGCGACGUCCUCAUGAGCCCCAAGCAAAAUCCCACCAACGAGGGCUUCUGCGUGCCGGCAGGAGACUGCCUCGGCACCGGGGUGCUGAAAGUCAGCGUUUGUAGAGAAGGUGCUCCCAUCGUUGUGUCCUUCCCCCACUUUUACCAGGCCGACCCCAAGUACAUAAACGCUGUUGACGGGCUUAACCCCAACAAGGAGGAGCAUGAGACAUACCUGGACCUGCAGCCGACCACAGGUGUUCCUAUCCGCGCCUGCAAGAGGGCUCAGCUCAACAUCAUCGUGAAAAGAAUCCAAGGCUUCCCCAAAACAAAGUUCCUCAAUGAGACCAUUUUCCCCAUCAUGUUUGUAAACGAGACGGCAACUAUUGACGAAGACUCGGCGUCUCAGAUGAGGACCCUUCUCCUGAUUGUCACUCUCGUGUCAAACUUCCCCCUUCUCAUCAUUGGGAUGGGCAUCAUCCUGCUGCUGGUGCUCGUUGUGUUGUUCUGCAGGAAUCGGCAGAAAAAGAAUGAAGUAAAACGUAUUGAUUUUACUGAAGCUUUUCAUUCUUUUACUACGGCGAAAGACGACACUGCAUACACACAGGUCAGCGACAAACCGGAAGACUCGUCAGAAAAACCGGCCAGCCAGCCGAUGAAGAACGGCUCCUACAUCGCCAUGUCUCCAGUGGAGGCCCAGAAGUGUUGAUUGAGGACUCCCCUCCUCUAGCGUGGAGAAUAAGGAGGGGUCUGAGGGAGCAGCACAGGGGAGGUGUGGGAUGUUUAAUUACCGUGGGUGGGGGAGGACUGGAAACACAGCGGGACACAAAACCAAGAUAUUGUUUAGCCUACAAAGACAUUGAUCUUCUUCCUGAGCACUCUUCUGUCUAUCCUCCUCCGCUCUACCUGCCAAGCAUGGCCGCCACUGCCUGCAGGACCGCAACACAACCUAACCCCUCCCCCACAGCGUGCAAAACAUCUCCGUCCUGGUAGGCCCCGAACAUGAAGGGACUUCUUAAACUGGAAAGGAGGGUUCAACCAGGAAUUAAAAAAAAGGGUUUUCCAUAAUUACACCGAGGCCAAAUUAAAAACGGGGCCUAGAUGUCGCUGUCGCACACGGAUGCAUGAUCGUCUGAGCAGACCCCACAUACGAAACUCAGUGUUUAGCACUAAUUCGAACAAAAGGGGGCGUUGUUACAGUCGUACUCUGUCAGUGUUGCGAGAAGAGGAAAAACUUGGAGCCUUCAGAAUAAAUAAAGCCCUUAUAAACCAGAAACCUUCAGGAGGAAAACCUCCUGGAAUCAGGCGAGUUAACAGUUUUGCUAAUAAAAAUUUACUUAGUAUAUUUUAUAAAGGAAAAUAAAAAUCAACUGAGCCUUUGUUUUCUAAUACGAGUUUGUGCAGUUGCCGGUUAGACACGUUGCACCUCCUGUGCGUCAGUGAAUCUGCGUGUGCGCCUUUAUUUUGAAACAAACUACUGUUUUCUUUCCUAUUGCAGGCACAGUUUAGUCUGAAAUCUGAUCUACUCAUGAUUCUCACCGCUUCCUCCUCUUCCUUUGGGUCCCUUAAAACACUAUUUACAGAAUGGAGACAUUCAAAGUCCUCCUUGAUUUGAGGCAUCUUUGCUUUAAAAUGAUUGAAUACAUUUUCAGAAAUUAUCAGCAAAAAAAAAAAAAAAGGAAACACCGUCUUGACUUACAAGGGAGACUUGAACCUGCUUUCUGCCUUACCAGGGUUCAGCGUAUUCUACAUGUUCAGAUAAGCUGGAAACACUUCUACUGUACAUAUGUAAAGGGGAACUAACUGAGAUACCUCUGACCAAAUCCAGCUGGCAGUCCUGGGCGUGCUGAGAGACACUAACUUAACUCCAGUGUCGACACUUUUCCUCGUCCUCACUGCUACCUAAUAGAGAUGAAAAGCACAAUUUGGAUUGCGGGAAUCUUUGUUUUUUUUUGUUGUAUUUACAGCUGAUCUGUCAGAGACACUGUCAGGUGCCGUGCUCGGUUCAGACCGGGACCCCGCUGUGCCGCUCGCCGCUGUGCUCUCAUUCAUUUUGCCAAGGAGCUGCAGGCGUUCAGGCAGGCUCAGCACACAGCACUUGAAAAUCCCUGUUUUUGUCUUUCGUCUACUGUGAGUUUUACCCUCUGUGUCCGCCACAUUUAUCAGACCCCCUCCUCAGGCGCUCUCUGGUAGAGAGUGAAUCUAAGGCCAUAAUACUGUCAACUUUCCUGCACUUUGUCUGGAAAAUAGUGCCAGUCUGUUUUUUACGUGUCAUUUGUCCUAAUUGUUUCAGUUCAAGUGGUCCGCAUGAGUUCAGCACAUUUCAAAAGUUGUUCUUUGUGACCUGCUUUCAGACACCAGUUGGAGCGUCUUCUUUUUGAUAUUCUUGUGUUUUUUUUUCUUUUGUAUUUGUUACUGCUGCUAAAUUUGCCAUAAUCUAUGGUCUCAGAUUUGUAUUCACCACCUAGUGCUCUCUUCGGGUCUCUGGAGGCUUUUUCUUUCUUUUUUUUUCAGGACCUAAGGAUGAGACGCAAAGCCAAAAGCUUGCUGCCAUCUAACAGAUUAGCAAUUAAUAAUCAUCUUUAAAUCAAUCAUACUAAAUUCCCUCAUUUAUUUGAUAGAAAAGGAUCAUUACAUAUCAUAAAGUAUUGUUUUAGGGGCUGUUCUAGAUGGUUAAAAUAACUUUAAAGGGGAAUGAGCCACUCUUGCAUAAUCUUUUCCUGAUUUUUCUUAAGUGUCCAAAAGAUGUAUUCAAUUUAUUUUUUUUUCUUCAAAACCUUCAUAAAAUUACUUUUAUAAGUGUAUUCCUGGAGCUGAUCUAACAGUUUGCCAAAGAGCUGAGCUCUUCCCCUUUAGUUAAAUCCACUCACUGAUCAACCUCUGUAUUCCACUGCUAUGCAUGUCGUCGCCGCCGCCACCUUGUGCAAACUCACAGUUCAUAGUCGUUCACCUUGCUUAAUAUCCCUAAAAUACCUUCAUCCAGGGAGCAGACUGUUCAAACAGCCGGGCCCGAUCCGCACUCCACUCCACCGACCCACGAGCCCAUUGGCUCAUCCCUGCUCGACCAAAGAUAACCCCAAUCGAUCCGCUCGGGGCGCCGUGUUUGCUCUCUGUGAUAACUGCUGUGCCACUAAACCGCCACCGCCUAACUUUGAAGAGUAAGGGAAAAAGAAAAAAAAAGUUUUGCCAUCACUUAUUAUGGGAAGUAUUUGCAACCGUGAUGUGAACACAGGUAUGAGUGUGUGCCUUUAACACGAAGGCAAAAGAUUUUAAAUAAAGACAACAGAUGGGUAUUGCUUCGGCUUCUUUCUUAAACUCAGUGCAGAACUUGAGUAAUCGGAGCACCUUGAGCAGCAAAAUCUCAGUAUUACGUAAGACUAAGCAAUACAGAGUUGUGGAAAAAAAAUUGUGAAUGUGUUGUUUUUGUUUUUUUUUAAAGGGGCCACGUGAUAUUUAAGUUUUUCCAAGUUUUUGUAAGUUGUAUUACUUUCCUUCUUAUUAUAGAGUGAUUUAGUACUUUUCUUUUGUCCGCUCAUUUUGUUGUCGAUCCUUUCAAUCUUUUAUUUGUAUGAAAAAUAUUUAAAAAAAAGUGUAAAAGUUGGAUCAGUUAGUAACCCAGUGCUGUGAAAAGUCUGUGAGAGUGGUUAACAUUUCUGUCAAACUGGAGUGGUUGACUGGAAGGCUGAUUAUCUUGACUGGGUGUAACGUAUCUAGAUGAAUGAAGCCCUCCUUUGCUAAUUUAGUGCCAAACCAUUCCUUCUGUUACUCUGACUGAUCUGUUUUGUUUUUGUUUGUUUGUUUUUUAACAACCGUCUCCCGGUUUUGAUAUCCUAACAGACAUUUCCUUUGAGAUAUACUAACUUGUUUUGCUGCUGAAGAUGACAAUCCCCAACACUUUUGUCAUGUUAGGUGCAAAAUGAUUUCAAAGUAAUAUUCCUUUUUAGUUUUGAUAAUUUACACUGCACAAAUGUUUAUACAGUGCUUUUGUAAACAUUUCUAGUGUAUUUGCAAAAAAAAA